Vigna angularis (adzuki bean) is the source of this 1330-nucleotide messenger RNA. RefSeq names its product acetyl-CoA acetyltransferase, cytosolic 1. Gene Ontology annotation, molecular function: acetyl-CoA C-acetyltransferase activity. The record is from RefSeq and is a predicted model, not a curated record. Gene Ontology annotation, biological process: fatty acid beta-oxidation. NCBI's taxonomy places the organism in Eukaryota, Viridiplantae, Streptophyta, Magnoliopsida, Fabales, Fabaceae.
UCGUCUUCUCACUGCUCCUUCCACCAAACAACAAACACAUAGCUAACAAAGACUCCGUUUUCAUCUAUCAAUGGUGCCAGCAGCUGCAGCUUCUUCAGAUUACAUAAAACCCCAAGAUGUUUGCAUUGUUGGUGUUGCACGUACGCCGAUGGGUGGAUUUCUUGGUACUCUGUCAUCUCUAUCUGCCACUAAGCUAGGCUCUAUAGCCAUUGAAGCUGCUCUUAAAAGGGCUAAUGUUGAUCCAUCCCUUGUGGAAGAAGUAAUUUUCGGAAAUGUUCUUAGUGCUAAUUUGGGGCAAGCUCCUGCAAGACAAGCUGCUCUCGGAGCAGGAAUACCCAAUUCAGUAGUCUGCACUACUGUUAACAAAGUUUGUGCAUCAGGAAUGAAAGCAACAAUGCUUGCAGCCCAGAGUAUUCAAUUAGGCACAAAUGAUGUUGUUGUGGCUGGUGGUAUGGAAAGUAUGUCUAAUGUACCUAAGUACCUGGCUGAAGCAAGGAAAGGAUCGCGCCUCGGGCAUGAUUCACUUGUUGAUGGGAUGUUGAAAGAUGGGUUAUGGGAUGUCUAUAAGGAUGUUGGGAUGGGAGUGUGUGCUGAGCUAUGUGCAGAUAACCAUGCAUUUACAAGAGAUGACCAGGACAACUAUGCGAUUCAAAGUUUUGAACGUGGAAUUGCUGCCCAAGAUAGUGGUGCCUUUAAAUGGGAAAUUGUUCCAGUUGAAGUCUCUGGUGAAAGGGGAAAACCUUCAACAGUUGUUGAUAGGGAUGAAGGCAUAGGAAAGUUUGAUGCUGCCAAGUUACGCAAACUUCGUCCAAGUUUCAAGGAGACCGGAGGUUCUGUUACUGCUGGCAAUGCUUCUAGCAUAAGUGAUGGUGCUGCUGCAUUAGUUUUGGUGAGUGGAGAGAAAGCACUGAAGCUUGGGCUUCAAGUUAUUGCAAAAAUCACUGGAUUUGCUGACGCUGCUCAGGAACCAGAGUUAUUUACGACGGCUCCAUCCCGCAUUCCCAAAGCCAUUUCCAAUGCAGGGUUGGAGGCUUCACAAAUUGACUUUUAUGAAAUUAAUGAAGCUUUUGCGGUUGUGGCUCUUGCAAACCAAAAACUUCUUGGACUAAAUUCGGAAAAAGUAAUUGUACGUGGUGGAGCUGUUGCACUGGGUCAUCCUCUCGGUUGUAGUGGUGCUCGCAUUCUGGUGACGCUUUUGGGGGUAUUGAAGCAGAAGAAUGGGAAGUACGGAGUCAGUGGCAUUUGCAACGGAGGAGGUGGUGCAUCUGCCCUUGUUGUUGAGCUUUUGUAAGCCCUUUUUCAGAGCCAGCGUUUCGUGCAAAGCUCAAAG